Molecule: messenger RNA, 1814 nt
Organism: Symbiodinium sp. CCMP2456
Lineage: Eukaryota; Dinophyceae; Suessiales; Symbiodiniaceae
Source: the annotation of a GenBank genome assembly
GAAGCGCACUGGGAGGUCUCUUGCACCUUGCUGGGGUUCUGGCUGAUGGGGUCUUGCCAAGUCUCAACCGCGAGAGCUUGGACAGAUCCUAUGGUCCCAAGGUGCACGGCCUCUUCAACUUGUGCCGAAUUCUGGAUUUUGACAAAGACGCGCCUCAUAUGCUUUUCUCCUCCACCUCGGCACUCUUUGGAUCACCAGGCCAGGCCAACUAUUCGGCCUCAAAUUCGGUGCUCGACUCCUUGGCACCCUUCUGGAGUUCACAGGACCCGGAGGAAGGUGACUUCCUUCGGCGAAAUGCGCGUUCGGUCCAGUGGGGCCCCUGGGCCGAGGUCGGCAUGGCCGUGCAGGCAAACACACUGGGACGUGCAAAGUCCAUGGGUGUCGGUGCGUUGACCAAUGCCCAGGGCCUCGCCAUUAUCAGCAGUAUCCUCAGCAGCUCCAAACUCCUGGUCGGUGCCGUGCCGGUGCGUUGGGGCAAGUAUCUGAAGAGCGCCUACCCGCAAGUACCCAGCUUCCUCAAGGGCUUCGAAGCGGAAGCCAAGAAGGAGGCUGCCGAGGCUCGGUCGGCCACGGGCGCCCCCGAAAAGGGGGCGCUGGGAGCACUAAGUGCACUGAAUGGCGAAGAGCGGCUGGCGGCUGUUCGCAACAGACUCCGAGAUCUGGCGCGGGAGGUGGUUGAUUCCCUUGACUUGGAAGCUGAUAAUCCUUUGAUGGAUGCCGGCAUGGACUCUCUGUCAGGUGUGGAAUUCAGAAAUCGUCUGCAGAGGGAGUUUGACGGUAUCAAUCUGCCGAACUCCAUGGUUUUCGAUUAUCCCACUAUCGCCGAACUUGCUGGUUUUAUCAAUGGCCAGCUUGAUGAUGCACCGGAAUCGCCGAUGCCACUCGUAUCGGCCACCGCGGUCUCACCGCAAGCGCAAGAGCUUUUCCUGGAGCCGCUCAACGCGCUGUGCAAUGGAGGUUCUGAGACACCGGCUAGCAAGCCAGUGUUCCUCAUACCAGGUGCAGGCAUGCAAGCGGGAAGCUUUAGAACCCUCGCUGCGCGCCUUGCAUUGGCCAGCUACGGCUUGAGCUGGCCGAAGAAUAUCCCCAGAGAAGAGUGGCCCAGCAGUCUCAAGGACCUCGCCGAGCUCUUCUUUGCGGAAAUCCAGAAGGUCCAGUCAAAUGGUCCUUAUAUUCUGGCCGGCCACUCCUUCGGCGCCAAUGUCUGUUUGGAGGUAGCAGCCGUCGCUUCAUCGAAGGGGCAGCAAGUAUCUAUGGUAAUUCUGCUGGAUCCUCGAAGCUUGCUACCACUUCAAGUGGAUGUGCAAGCCGCAUUCGCCAAUUCAGGCCUUGUCGAGAGCCUGGCGUUGCUGGCGCAGACUCUCCCGGGUUCUGAAGGAGAACGCUACGCUGAGCUGUUGAAUUCUCACGCCGGAGAUGGCGACGAGGCCAUCAGGAGAGCUCUCAGCCCGGGGGCGCUAUCUUCCCUGGAGCAUGUACAUGAAACGAUUCAAUGGUACAGCGCUCUGCUUCAGCAGGGCCAGGCUCCCCCGGCUCUUCCCGGAACCAAAGUCGCAGUUCUGCGAGCCUCCGUGGCUUGGACAUCGGCGAAGAUGAAUGAGACAGUUGCAGAGAGAAUUGUACGUGAGUUCCAAGCUCUCACGUUCCAAGACGACAAGGAGGUUGCGCACCAGCUUUCUUCCUUGUCCGAGACUCCUGAAGUGCACAAGGUGCCGGGCACUCACUUCAGCAUGCUUCACGAGCCGAAUGUUAUGAAAGUCGCGUUCAAGGUCUUGUCGGCCUUGUACAGCGCGGAAGAGGAAGACGAGGGGUAG